Gilbertella persicaria is the source of this 1933-nucleotide messenger RNA. RefSeq lists its product as uncharacterized. NCBI's taxonomy places the organism in Eukaryota, Fungi, Mucoromycota, Mucoromycetes, Mucorales, Choanephoraceae. Gene Ontology annotation, molecular function: mRNA binding. Bases 107 to 1717 code for a protein of 536 amino acids. The transcript has 3 exons. The record is from RefSeq and is a predicted model, not a curated record.
UUUUUUUUUUUUAUUUUUUAAAAGAAAUCCCCUUUUUUCUCUAAAUUUCCCCACGUUCCUCUUUGGUCCCCUCUCUCUCUCUAUCUCUUUGUUGUUGACAAGUAGUAUGAGCCAAACACCAACAACACCCUUAUCACCUACUCCUUUGAAUACGUCAUUCUUUAAUGUAUUUAUGAACAACAAUGCUAGUGUAAGCACCAGUUUUCUUCAACAACAAGACGGCCUUGUCUCACCUACCAAGGAAGAGAUUUCCACUAUCUUUGUAGUAGGAUUUCCGGAGGAUAUGCAAGAGCGGGAAUUUCAGAACAUGUUUAUGUUCUCACCGGGCUUCGAAGCAGCCACACUUAAAGUUCCUUCAAAGGAUGGGGAAGAAGAAUUUAUGAUGAACGGUAAUAAUGGGAGAAAACAAAUUAUCGGAUUUGCAAAAUUCCGUACUCGUAAAGAGGCCAUAGAUGCUCGAGAUAUCUUAAAUGGACGCAAAGUAGACAACGAGAAAAACUCUAUGUUGAAGGCAGAAAUGGCUAAAAAGAAUUUGCAUACCAAAAGAGGCUUUCUUACAGAACAACCACAACCCUCACAGUCAACACAAAUACAACCACUACCACAGCAACAACCACAACAACCACAACCACAAUUACAGCAGCAUCAACUACAACAACAGCUGCAACAGCUUCAAAUCUUGCAGCAGCAACAAUCGCCUUCCACUUCUCGUUUUCCUCAAAACAGUUCUGCAGCAGCUUACGAAGCAUUUUAUUCUGUUCCACAUCCAGUUCCUAAUGAGCUGAUGUCGCCCAAUGAGAGCUACUCCGAUUUCUAUUCCGACAUGAUGUCGCCACCACCCGACUCAGCUUUCAGUAUCGCUCGCUCUCAAUCAGUAGAUGCCAGAUCAAUGGAUUUAUUUGUGAAGCCUUCUGUCUCCAACAGCCGAUUUAGUCAUGCUCUUCAUGGGAGAUUUGCAGCUCCCUCUUCUAAUAUACAUGAUGGACUAGACUAUCUCUCUAAAUCAACGCCCACUACCGAUCGGAGUACAACAUUCCAAGCCAUGAACACAUUUUUUGCUAAUAAUCCUCACAAUCAUAGCAGCAGUUUAACAUCACCUACAAGCACAACUACAUCCACAACAGCAACCCCCACUUCUACUUCUAAUGGCCUAAAUAGAGUCAUGGAAGAAAACAAUUAUUAUUUCAACCAUCCGCAUCAUGAAUCUAUCAUUACACGCUUUCAUCCACUCAACUCAUCUUCUUCUACACCACCCAAGUCUUCUUCUCCUCCACCUCCACCAGGUAUAAUAUCACCUACUAACAGCUAUCGCAGUCUGGGUGGUAUGCUGGUCGGUAGUUCUAACCCAGCAGAUCAAAACCCACCUUGCAAUACACUUUAUGUUGGUAAUUUGCCACCUAAUACCAACGAAGACGAAUUAAAAGCCAUGUUUUCGAAAUGUGCUGGAUACAAGCGAUUGUCAUUUAGAAACAAAUCAAAUGGGCCCAUGUGCUUUGUCGAAUUUGAAGAUGCCAUUUAUGCUGCACAAGCUUUGCAAGAACUUCAUGGAAAUCCUUUAAGUAAUUCUAUAAAAGGUGGUAUACGCUUGUCUUUUAGUAAAAAUCCUUUAGGCGUACGUCAAAACCCUGCCAACAGUAAUAAUAGCUUUUCCAUGAUCAGCGCUUUUAAUAGAAGAGAAAGCAUUACAACCUCCAAUUUUGAUCCUCAACUUUCCUAAACUUCAUAUACAACAUUUAAUCACAUAUCUAUAAUUAUUGUAUAAUCUUCAGCAUUUCUUCACCUCCUUUUCUUUAUUGCAUAUUUUUCCUGGCUUCGAGGGUUUUUCCUUUUCUAUUUUAUUUCGCCACACCUUUUGUUGAAUAAACAUUUUAAAUGAAACCAACUUUCUCCUUCCGAUAUACAAAUAAAAAUUUGAAGGUCAUACCGAAAAGGG